Messenger RNA from Megalobrama amblycephala (Wuchang bream), 6026 nucleotides. RefSeq names its product protocadherin alpha-C2-like. NCBI's taxonomy places the organism in Eukaryota, Metazoa, Chordata, Actinopteri, Cypriniformes, Xenocyprididae. Gene Ontology annotation, molecular function: calcium ion binding. The transcript has 3 exons. Gene Ontology annotation, cellular component: plasma membrane. The coding region runs from base 457 to 2829 and encodes 790 amino acids. Gene Ontology annotation, biological process: homophilic cell-cell adhesion. The record is from RefSeq and is a predicted model, not a curated record.
CUGCAUUAAAAAUACAUUUGAAUUUUAAGUUCAAUAUUUCUUUCAAAUGACGUAUGACUUUCAUUCACAUUUUUAGUUCAUACAUUUCUGCUCUUGAUCAUGAAAAUUAGUUUAGUUAUGUGUAAUCUUGAAUUUUUUAUUUUGGUCGUAAUUCUUCAAAACAUACUCAACGUGUCGCUGUGCCCCAACAAAACGGACGAUUUUUCAUUAAUUUAUUUAUUUUGUAGACGCCAUGACAGUUCUUGCUCACCGGCGACGCGGCGAGUCUAUAAAAAGCGUGCGGGGAUGCAAGUGCUUCUGACUUUCUCCAUCGAAUAACACUGUGAUACUUCCGUAGAACGCAUGUGAAAAAUAAGUCAAUAUAGGAAUACACCGAAUGUCUUCCAUUUGCGAUCUUCAUUGUUAAGGACUGCUGUGUGUUUUGGGCUCGCAAAGACAACACGCUUCACUGACAGAAUGGAGUACGCAAUAUUUAUUCUGCUUUCAGCACUCGUUUACGCGGCGUCUUCUGUCACCCAUUAUUCUGUUCCGGAGGAGAUGGAGGUAGGCUCUGUGGUUGCUAAUUUGGCUGCAGAUUUAGGAAUCGAUGUACAAACAUUGGGAAGACGAAAAAUCAGGCUAGAUAUCCUUGCAAAUAAGAAAUAUCUGGACGUGAACAAAGACACCGGAGACCUGUUUAUUUUGGAGCGCAUUGACAGAGAGUAUCUUUGCAUAUCAAAAACAGUAUGUUACUUAAAAAUGGAAGUCAUACUGGAAAACCCAGUUCGUAUAUUUAACAUUGAAUUGGAAAUAAUGGAUAUUAACGACAAUGCGCCUUACUUUCGUAGGGAUACGAUUAAUUUGGACAUCUCUGAAUCUACAGCUGCUGGUGAGAGGUUUUCUCUUAGUAAUGCGGUUGACCCUGAUAUUGGUUCAAAUUCCAUUAAAAGUUAUCAUUUGAGUGAGAGUGCAAAUUUUGAUAUCGAAAUACAGACAGGGAGGGAUGGUUCAAAAUUUGCUGAUUUAAUACUGAAAAAAGCCUUAGAUCGCGAGGAGCAGGCCAUACAUAAUCUGAUCCUCACUGCUGUGGAUGGAGGAGUCCCCGCGCGCUCUGGCACGGCUAGCAUUAUUGUGCGCGUUCUGGACACGAAUGACAACGCCCCUCAAUUCGAUAAAGACAGUUAUACUAUAAAUCUAACAGAAAACUCGCCUAUUGGAAGCCUUGUAGUGAAAUUAAACGCCACAGAUAAAGACGAGGGCUCAAAUUCAGAUUUACUUUACUCUUAUAGUUUGUACACAUCAGAGAAAACGCAGCAGACAUUCAGUCUGAAUCCUAACAAUGGUGAAAUCAGAGUGAAAGAAAUGAUUAAUUAUGAGGAUUUCAGGAUCUAUGAUAUGGAAAUUAUAGCAACAGAUAAAGGAACUAAUAGUCUUUCUGGAAAGUGCAAAGUAAAGAUAUUAAUCACAGAUAUGAAUGACAAUCAUCCUGAAAUUUCAAUCAAAUCUUUCUCAAGUCCAGUUAAAGAAGAUGUAGCUGUAAAUACAGUAAUUGCAGUUGUUAGUGUGAGUGAUAAAGACUCAGGAGAAAAUGGACAGGUAGAUAUUCAUAUUUCUGAUGAUUUACCUUUUGCGCUCAAAGAAUCAUCUGAUAAUUAUUAUGAAUUAUUAGUUUCAGAACCGUUAGACCGUGAAAGGGUUCCAGAAUAUGACAUCACUAUUACCGUGACUGACAGGGGCAACCCACCGUUAUCUGAUAAUGAAACUAUAACUUUAGAGCUUCUGGACGUUAAUGACAAUGUUCCUCAGUUCCCACAGACAUUCUACACGAUACCUGUUAUGGAGAAUAACGCGCCUGGAGCUUCACUGAGCUCUCUAACUGCUAUAGAUCCAGAUCUCCACGAAAAUCAGUAUCUAGUUUAUUUCAUAAUAGAGAAGGAAAUAGCGAACACCUCCAUGUCCAUGCUGUUCUCCAUUAACCCAGAGAACGGCAAUCUUUACGCGCUAAAGACGUUUGACUAUGAGAUAGAGAAGGAGUUUCUUUUCCACAUCGAGGCCAGAGACUCUGGUGUUCCUCCGCUCAGCAGUAACGUGACCGUUCACAUUAUUAUCAUGGAUCAGAACGACAACACACCGCUUAUAGUGUCUCCGUGGCGCGCGCACGGCUCGGAGGUGAAGGAAAAGAUCCCGAGAUCCACCGAUAAAGGAACUCUGAUAGCCAAAGUCAUCGCCAUAGACUCUGAUUCAGUGCACAACUCUCGAAUCACGUACCAGUUCCUCCAGAACACGGACGCCACAUUAUUCAGCUUGGAUCAAUACAACGGAGAGAUCCGGACCAUGAGAAUGUUCAGUUACAGAGACUCGCGAGACCAGCGGCUGGUGGUGAUCGCCAAGGACAACGGAGAGCCCGCGCUCUCUGCUACAGUCACCAUCAAACUGUCCACGGUGGAGACCGCCCUUAAAACCUACACUGAGGUGCCUCUGGAAUAUGACAUCUUCUCCGAUUUGAACCUGUAUCUGGUGAUCGGACUGGGCUCUGUGUCAUUUCUUUUACUCAUCACUAUACUGGUCACCAUCGUGCUGAAGUGUCAGAAAGCGAAGCCCAGCAAAGCGGCUCCUCCGUGCAGGAACAGUGUGAUCAGCGAGAGGAACUCGACCAUCGCGGAUUCCACUCUGGUCUCCAACGAUGCCUACUGGUACAGUUUAUUUCUAGCAGAGACGAGGAAAGGGAAGCUGGUGGUCAGACAGCCUGUGCCAAAGGGAGCGAGAUACAUCGUGUCCAGUAUACCGAGGAGCACAGGACUGACCGAGACCAGCGACUCUGCUGCAUCUACUCUACAGUACUCAAAAUGAACGAGGUCCCUUCUCCCGCUGGAGGCAUCCACCACCACCAGCAGCAGUUCCACCUGAGGACCAUCCCCGGCGUUAUUGCUGGAGAACAACAUUCCAUCAACCUGCAUGUUUGUCCACCUGCAUCAAUUACAUCCACCUGCACCAUUCUUCAGAGAUGAAACGAACCCUGAAUGAUGCCUUCAUCUUCACGUCAAUGUUCGGAGAGUUUUGCCCUCGCUUUUCCCAACAAGCCCAUGGACGAUCUGACCAGAGGAAUUACUCUUACACCUGACCGGACUUGGACUGAGUCUGUGAGCGUACACACACACACACACACACACACAUACACACACACACACAUAUGCAUACCUUUGUCAAAGAAACUUUUCUGCAAAACCAGUGUGCUUGUGUUUGCAUGGUUAAAGCUCCAUGUUAGACCUUCAUUAUGUAUAUAGCGACUAUAGUGACAAUGGAGAGAGAAAUUAUUACCAGAAUAUUCUCACAUGACCUGACAGGACACUGAAUUGCAGAAAAUCCCAUAUUUAAUCUGUAGAUUUGUCUUUUUUUCUAGUAGAAAUAUCUAAACAUCCUUGAAAUAAGAUUAAGUUGCCUAAUAAGCAAAUCUUUUAAAGUGUAAACCUCACUAAAUUUACAAAACACAAGGGAAAAAAGACUGAAAAUGACAUUACAAAAUAUUUAUAUUGGACAUACAUGCUCUGAAGUGCAGUUAAUCUCAUGCAUUUUGCUUCUCAUGUAAAUAUAUCUGGUUUCAUGCAUGUUUAGAUAUUUUUACUGAAAAAAAAAAAAGAUUUAUGGGAUGUUAUUUUUGCAAUGUGAGAGAUAUUGUACAAGCACAAAGAGGAUUCAAAUGAUGCAGACCUGUGGAGAGAUGGUGCUAGACUGAGUUUGGACAUUGAAAGCUUCUCUUUCCCUACAACAGAUGUAUAAAGCAUUUCUUAUGUGUUUUCUUGGAUCUCAUAAAGACUUCUAUCAGAAUUAUACAAGUGUAUUCAGAAUAGGUCACAGCAAAAUUGAUUUGUUGUGCCUUAUAGUCUUUACUCUUCUCUGUAAUGUUGUAUUAUGCCAUUGUUGCUGUUUGUGUCAGUAUUUUGAGUUUCAGUUUUCAAGUUGAAUCUAAGCACUGAUCUGACACAGAAAGUGUAGAGAACGGAGUACCAUUGUUAUUAUGAUCUCUCCUGAAUCUGAUAUGAUUUUCUAUGAGUGUAGUGAAGGCUGUAAAAUAACCAUGACUGUUUCCUCUGUGGUGAAGGAUCUAAGGAUCUGUUUCAGUAUGUGUGAAGCUUUAAGAGAGCAGCCAUACAUUUGUGUUGUUUUAUUUUCUUCUUUUUGUUUUAUUAUCAUGUAUAACCAUUAACCAAAUUUAUCAUUUGAUUAUUUAUGCCAUUUAUCAUUUAAUCUUUUGUCAAUUUUAUUAUAUUUUUAUAUCAUUAUUUUCCUUGCUCUUGCAAUGCUUGCUACUAUUUUUAAUCCUUUUGAUUGUGGCAUUUCACGAAUAAGAGAUAAGAGGGAAUAUUGCAAUUUCAAGGUUUUAUGGGAUGAUGUUGUGAAGCAGUUUGGUAUAUAAAAAAAAAAAAAAACCUGUUUUAUUUGUGCUGGUCAGACAAAGAUUAUUCAAUAAACCCUCCUCAUUUCUGCUAAUUCAUGGCUCAACCCCUCAGACUUGGGUACCAGACAAAACAAUUUUGUGAAUCAGACAAGACUGACAAAAGAGACUGGAUCCAGUAUUCCUGGCAUGGGGAUCCGAUGUAACCUUGGUGUUUGGUGACAUUCAUAAAUGCACAAACGCAGACACAGCACAGUGAUGUCAUAGUGCAGAGGCAUUUGAAGGUCACAGUCGUUUCCUUAAUGAUGAGACUCAUUAUAGCCAUUCUCUGAUGCCCAAGAUCUCACUGAGAUGUUAAUUAGUGGGUCACUCCUUUUUGUCAUGUAUAAAAACACCACACUAUUUAAGAGAUGGAGACAUACAGUAAAGAGUUCAAUCAGCCUUCACUAAAUCUUUAAAAUAAGGCUAAAUAUAAAGAGCACUCAAGGUGGUGGAUGACGUAACUUGCUUUAAAACAAGAAAAGAUGACAAUUGUUAUUGUUUACUUUGCACAUUCAUAGGCUAUAUAAUUUUUAUGAUCUAAUAUUAUGGAAUGUUUUUAAUGCUCAUGAAAAUGCUUUGAAAAAAGACAAUUUAGCGUAAAACAUUGUAAAAUUUGUACAUUUUUAUUUUCAAUGUGAAGGUUAUGUAUUAAUAUUUAUGUAUUAAUAUAAACUUUCAUUUUGCUGCUUUUUUUGUUUUUGAUGUUUUCUAUUUGCUGUCUAUAUUGCAGAAUAUCUGGACAUCAGUAUUUUAUUUCAGUGAACAAUAUGGUGUUGUUUUUCUGAUAUUUUGCUGCCUUUCUGAAAUGUCAUUUAUAUGGGAUAUGGCAGCUUCCCCAGGCAGGUCAAGAGGUCAGCAUGUCAUGGGGUGAAUUUAGUGACCAACUUGUCAAAGCAAUGCACAUUACAAAAUACAUUCUCCUUAUAUUUUCUGUUCUAGAGGAACAAAUGCUGGGUGUUUAAACAGGAAGUAAUCAUUUCAAGGCUCUUAGCUAGCUGUCUCAGAAAAUGUGGCUAAUUCUCAGACAUGAACAUAGCAUUAUCUGAGAUGAUCAGAGAGAUGCAUUUUUGUGAUGAAAUAUAAAGGUGUUUUUCUGUGAUUUAAUGUCUGUCAGUGUGAGCAGCUAUAAGUAGGUCACCCAUCUCUCACUGCCCAGAAAAGAGGCUAGAAUUAAUUUACCCAAAAGCCUCAUUUUGUGAUAUAAAUAUGGGCUGUCUAUAUAAAGCGAUCAUCUCUUAUGCCUUCUAGUCCCAUACAAUUCUUCUUCAUUCUCCCUCCUUUAUCCAGUUUAUUAAACAUGCAUUUUCUACCAGCAUUUGUGCUCUAAAGCAGACAAACGGCCUUCCUAAAGCUGAAUGCAUCCAUGAUCUGCCUUGGAGAAUCUCACCAGACCCUCUUUGCUCAUAAGUAUCUGCUGAUAUAUUUGUACUGCAUAUUUACAAUAGAUAAAACAUUGAAAAUAGUAUGUGAUUUCUGUCAUUCUCCAUGUAAUUCAGAACUACAUAAAACAUGAUGGGACUUUGUAAUACGUUUUAGCUUUUAAAUGACUUAUCCUGUAGCUGAAUUCAGAUGCACUGGAGUAUAAAAAUAAAAACACAUUGUUUGUACAGUA